Molecule: messenger RNA, 648 nt
Organism: Drosophila melanogaster (fruit fly)
Lineage: Eukaryota; Metazoa; Arthropoda; Insecta; Diptera; Drosophilidae
Exons: 3
Coding region: 79-561 (160 amino acids)
Source: RefSeq, marked reviewed
CAACAAAUUUCAGUUUCUCAGGAAAGCUUUGAAAAUUGUUGUUUAAAACUUGCAGUGCGGCUGAGGAUCGGAUCAAUCAUGGCCUGUCGCUGCAAAUAUCUGAAGCAGAUCUUUACCAAGUGCUGCUACUGCUAUUCCCUGCGUUUCGGUGUGCUGCUCUUCGGAUGCAUUUUUCUAACCUGGUUCAUUUACAUCACCAUCGGCACCGGCUUCAUGAUGGAGUGCAUCUUUCCGAACGAGUAUCAGAGGUCCCUUAUCCCAGCACCGGCGGCCCUCAAGGCCACCAUGGUCUUCUCCUUCUUCGGCAUCAUAGUUUCGGCCAUGCUCUGCCUGGGAGUGCACAAUAACAACGAGAUGCUCUUCCUGCCAUUUUUGGUUUUCACACCCAUUUGGAUAAUUGUGCACAUUUUUGCCCUGACCGUUUACAGCUUUAAUACCAUCAUCAUCAUCCUGACUGUCAUCACAAUGUUACUUUUAGUGUAUGCCUGGCUGGUGGUUUGGUCCUACUACAUAGAACUGCUCUUCGCCUACGAAGAUGAACUGGAAACCGGUUAUGUGUAAUAAUAGUAAUAAUAAUGAUAUUUACAAAUUUUAGUAUGUUGAGCAAGCAUUUGAUGUGCCUAAUAAAAUAAUGCAUGUAGGAUACAG